GGUCGAGAUGGCGCCACUGCACUCCAGCCUGGGCUACAGAGCAAGACUCUGUCUCAAAAAAAAAAAAAAAGACUUGGAUUCUCUUCUGCCCUUGUUAAUCUCCAACUAAUUACUAGAGAUUGACAUGUUUUUAAUUAGCUGUCCUUUCUAAGAAGUCAGGAAAUCUGAUGCUGUGUCCAAAAUUAUGCACUGUUUGUUGAACUAGAACCCUGGCCUCCUGUUAAAUGAUGUCCGUUUCCCCCUCUGAGCAACAGAGUGCUUGUCUUGCUAGGAGAGGAGUAUGGAGGGGUGAGCACUCAGGCUGUCAGUUGAAACACCUUGUCCGUGAAUAGGGUCAUACUCCUAAGACUGACGGGAUGUUGAUCUUCUAGGACAUCACUUGUUUAUUGAGUGCCCCAAACAUACAGAUGUGUAGCACUUUAGAGUUCAUCCUUGAAGUCUCUCCUGGUUCAUUCAAAUAUAGGCUGUGUGAGUCUGGUGGCUUUCUGUAAUUGGUCUAAUGUGAGCUCUUCGAACAGACAGAUCUGACAGUGAAUGACUCCCCUGCUUCUGGCAUAAUUGCUUUGCCUCUGUCUAGUGUCCAAGCCUCUUAGCUGGUCAAGAGGAGAGGGCAGCAUAACUUCCUGACCAUCGGUGUCAGACGUCGGAGCAUUCUGGACUCCUGAGAGGCUGUGGCCUCUUGAGUGAACGGAGGGGGCUAGUAGAUGCCCCAGAUGCAGAGCCGUGGCUGCAAAUCCAGCAGGAAUAAGGAGGGACAACCACAGCGUCCUCAUCUGUGUGUCAUUUCCAAGGGUUUGCCUUGUGUCUCAGCUCAUUCCGGGGAGCCUGUUUGUCUUCUCUCCCUAGAGAUUUGAAGGAUUCUGGACUCUUGUACUUGGCUGUACUUGUACGUGACUGUACUUGGCUUUAUGGAGUUGGGUGCUUUUUUCUCUCUGCAAUUACCUGUCAUAGCAUUUUGUGCUCACCAUGGAGGACGGUCUCUGCCUUCUCUUGUCAGUGUAUGCCGUCCGAACCUAGGAACACAACGUGUAUUGGCAUAAACAGAUGGAGACCCAGGGUUGAGGGUUGCCAGUUUUCCGUGGGCCUUCCCCUCCCUUGAAAUGCCCUUAGUUACCUCCACUUCAUUGUCAGACCACGUGUGACUUCUUUUCUUAGCACUGCCAGGGUCAUUGACUUCCAUCUAAGCUUGCAUCAGGAAGAUGUUCCUUCUGUGAUCGUUGGUACUGAAGCCAGAAAAUCUCUCAUUCAGGAACUCUGAGGAGCAAAAAGGGACAAACACUAACUGCUAAGCUGGGCCAUUUGAUCUCCUUUCACCUUGCAUUGCUGUCACAGCACCUCAAAUGAGGGCAGGACAGGCUCCAGCAGAGAGAACUGCACAAUGAUCAGUGUAUUUUUCACGGUUUUCCAGGGAUCCCUGUCCCCCCACAUUCAAGAGAUCUCAUUCAGGCCAGAGACACAGAGACCACAUUGCCCAGUGAUUAAACCCCGGUUUCACUCUGGCCCCAGGAGUAGAGCCUGGCCACUCCUGUUUGGUUCUCACUGGGAGGCACACUGGCCCUGGAUCGUCUCCUCAUGCACAGCCGGAGUUUUACCUGUUUGCUUGCUUUCCUGGACUGGUGUUUCCAAGAAAGUAACUAAAGUGUAUGAAAAGUAAACCUCCAGCUUCCAGAGUAUAUUACCUGCCUUUGCAUGUAUUUGAAAUUUAGCGUCCUCCCUCGCCACCAUCUUGGUGGCAGUAGCGGUGCAAGAAUGAUGGGAGCUUUCCAAGAGCGUUGAGUGCUUCGCUGAAGACAGGAAGCACUCAACCUGUAGCCUUCAUUUCUGGCUCUGCUUCUCCUCUGGUGUAGGGACACAUUUCCUGGCAUUUGGCUGAGUCUACACCACUUUUUGAGAACCUGAAAUAGAAGGGAAUCUUCUGUGACCCGCAGUUUCCAUAUUGGCCCUAGAAUACUGGCCUGGUGGAGGAAUUUGCAUUGGCUUGGUUUCAGGGGUUAGCUACAAGGGUCAGUUUUAUGUCUCUCUUGCUUCGCCAGUGUGGUCAAUCAGGGUCUUCUUUAACAUCUAAGAUAGGGACUUGGUUGGCCGGGUGUGUUCGCUCACUCCUGUAAUCCCAGCACUUUGGGAGGCCCAGCAAGGUGGGAGAAUUGCUUGAACCCAGGAGGCAGAGAUUGCAGUGAGCCAAGAUUGCACCACUGCACUCCAGCCUGGGUAACAGAGUGAGACUCUGUCUCAAAAAAAAAAAAAAAAAAAAAAAAAAAUCUAAGAUAGAGGUUUGGUCAACAGUGGUUAAUAAUAAAUAACAACCUCCUGCCAUUCUAAUUUUCCUGCUGCACCCCAUCCCCCAAACACCCAUCACAAACAUUGAUAUAAGCAGUAUUAGCACAGUAUAAAGAAUGUUCACCUUGCACAUGUCAUUUCAGGCACAUGGAUUCAGGAGAAGCACAGUUGAGUGGAAGAAAUGGUAGAUGUGUGAGGCUUGCCCCAGGCCCUGUGUACACACAGUAAGUGGUGCCCAUGGGUCUCCGUCAGCACCUCCUCCCCGCCACCAUUUCGGGCCAACACUUCAAGGUGCUGAGUUGUAAGGCUCCCCCAUUGUCAAUACCGGGCUCGUCUUUGCAGCCCUGAUCACUACCAGUACACUCUUUUUCAAGAUAACUGAGUAUUUUUGUAUGCCUUUGCCUCCCCUUUGUCCAUAAAACAUCAAGAGUUGUUUGUGAUUCUUGACUUCUCCGAGCAGAGUGUCUGCAUCUCUUGGAGAGUUACACAUUUCUUCAUGGGCCAUUUUUCUCAUUCUUAGAUGCACCUGUUUUUAUCCUUUCAAACCAUCUUCUGCCUUCUUGUUUUCCUGUCAAAGACAGAAAUUACAGGAGAUAGGGAGGAUUUUUUAGCAUCUCUUUCAAAAGAUCUAUGUCAGAAUUUCCUUUGCACACCAAGAACUGGAGCUUAGAGCCCUGCUAUUCUCUAAGCCAGGUUCUAGUGCCUUACACUCCAGAAUGUCAGAUGGUGGGUGCAGAUCGGAAGAAAGAGAAAAGUUCAUCUCAGCGUGUGGGUUCCCAUCCGCCCCACAUAGCCUCUCCUUCCUCAGAACAAUGGGCGUGGGCUAGAAAGCUCUUUCAGUGAAGGGUUUUCUAGCAGCUCAGUUAACACUUUACUCUCUGGUCAACACUUGGGAUGUAUAAAAAUGCCAUUGUAAUUACUGUAGAGUCCUGUGACUCAUCGUUUGUGUUUGUCAAUGUGCAGUUCAGCUUAGCUCUUCUCUGUUCCUGUGUAGUUACAAUGUGGCCCUGAAGACAUCCGAGGCACUUCAGUAAGUGGGAUCUUUUCUAGAGAUCCUUGGUGACUUUGGGUGCACAGGGUGACCGAGCAUUUCUGCCCCUGUGAAUGUGGCACUAACACUGUGCACUGUCUCCACCAAGCAAGGUUUUCACUGAGUUUCUUCUGACGUUACUAGGUUUGUAAAUGAAUAAACAGACAUUUUAACUACUCUUGCACGGCUGCUUGUGAAAUGUUCUUCAUCUGUAGCGACUUAAACGUGCUUGCUACCAGAAAGCAUAAACAGUGUGCAGAGGAGUGUGUGUGCCUCCCUGUGUUACCACAGUGUAAGGAAAGAUUUGUGAAUGGGGGUAGGGAAGAUGCAGGUGUUUAUCUUACCCUCCCUGCAACGCUGGAGUGACUGGGGGGGAAAGUUUCCCGACUCCUCCUGAAGUUCCGACCGGCCAUCUGCCUACAGCUGACCUCAUAGGAGGAACUUGCCACCUGACGUUCCAUGCGGGCAUGUGUGCGCUCAGGAUGAAUUGCACGGCCUGCUCCCUUGGGUUUCCAGGUCGCGGGAGAUGAGCAAAACUGAAUGACCUCAGUAGGCCAAGAGCAAAGGACGUGGGUCCAGACCUGGUGGCCAGUUGCUUGUGAUGGGAGCUGGGCUGGAGUCCCCAAGUGCCACUAGUACUGACAUCUUUUAACUAUGUUCAUUGUGACUUGUUUAUUUAUAAAAGUAACCACUGCGCCUUGGUGUGGACUGAACUCUGAACUCCAGAUGCAUGCGGUGAGUUAACCAUGGUCUGGGGAGCUCUGUUUCCAUGCCCAGGACAUGCAUCUGUGAGCAUCAUAUGUGAGCAGAUAUAGCCAUGCCUCUGGUGAUUUGAACGCCUGCGCUUUCCAGCUGCUUCAGGGCCCUGAACAUCGAUGGAUGUUUGUACUUCAUUCCCUCCUCAGCCCAGCUGGUCCCACUCCGCGACUGUGCUCUAGGCAUUUCAUCUCAACUGGGUGACAUACUUGAAUACAGCAAUUAUGAGAACAGCAACCUCAGAAGAACAUCUGGCAUCCAGACCUCGCCAGCCUAUUUACACAAGCCCAGCCUGACUCCUGGAGAUUGUGAAUAGCUCCAUCCAGCCUGAGAAACAAGCCGGGUGUUUGAGCCAGGCUGUGCUCGGAGUGCCUGACAGGCCCAACAGACCCAUGCUGCAUUCGGAGACCUCCCCUGGCCGGGGGCACCUCCUGGCUGUGCUCCUGGCCUUCCUUGGCACCACCUGGGCAGAGGUGUGGCUACCCCAGCUACAGGAGCAGGCUCCGAUGGCCAGAGCCCUGAACAGGAAGGAGAGUUUCUUGCUCCUUUCCCUGCACAACCGCCUGCGCAGCUGGGUCCAGCCCCCUGCGGCUGACAUGCGGAGGCUGGACUGGAGUGACAGCCUGGCCCAACUGGCUCAAGCCAGGGCAGCCCUCUGUGGAACCCCAACCCCGAGCCUGGCGUCCGCCCCGUGGCGCACCUUGCAAGUGGGCUGGAACGUGCAGCUGCUGCCCGCGGGCUCAGCGUCCUUUGUCAAAGUGGUCAGCCUGUGGUUUGCAGAGGGGCAGCGGUACAGCCACGCGGCAGGGGAGUGUGCCCGCAAUGCCACCUGCACCCACUACACACAGCUCGUGUGGGCCACCUCAAGCCAGCUGGGCUGUGGGCGGCACCUGUGCUCUGCAGACCAGGCAGCGAUAGAAGCCUUUGUCUGUGCCUACUCCCCCGGAGGCAACUGGGAGGUCAACGGAAAGACAAUCGUCCCCUAUAAGAAGGGCGCCUGGUGUUCGCUCUGCACAGCCAGCGUCUCGGGCUGCUUCAAAGCCUGGGACCAUGCAGGGGGGCUCUGUGAGGUCCCCAGGAACCCUUGUCGCAUGAGCUGCCAGAACCACGGACGUCUCAACAUCAGCACCUGCCACUGCCACUGUCCACCUGGCUACACGGGCAGGUACUGCCAAGUGCGGUGCAGCCUGCAGUGUGUGCACGGCCGGUUUCGGGAGGAGGAGUGCUCGUGCGUCUGUGACGUCGGCUACGGGGGAGCCCAGUGUGCCACAAAGGUGCAUUUUCCCUUCCACACCUGUGACCUGAGGAUCGACGGAGACUGCUUCAUGGUGUCUUCAGAGGCAGACACCUAUUACAGAGCCAGGAUGAAAUGCCAGAGGAAAGGUGGGGUGCUGGCCCAGAUCCAGAGCCAGAAAGUGCAGGACAUCCUCGCCUUCUACCUGGGCCGCCUGGAGACCACCAACAAGGUGACUGACAGUGACUUCGAGACCAGGAACUUCUGGAUCGGGCUCACCUAUAAGACCGCCAAGGACUCCUUCCGCUGGGCCACAGGGGAGCACCAGGCCUUCACCAGUUUUGCCUUUGGGCAGCCUGACAACCAAGGGUUUGGCAACUGCGUGGAGCUGCAGGCAUCAGCUGCCUUCAACUGGAACGACCGGCGCUGCAAAACCCGAAACCGUUACAUCUGCCAGUUUGCCCAGGAGCACAUCUCCCGGUGGGGUCCAGGGUCCUGAGGCCUGGCCGCACGGCUCCCUCGCCUGCCCUGGGUGCACCGGCUCUGCUUACCUGUCUGCCCACCUGUCUGGAACAAGGGCCAGGUGAAGACCACAUGCCUCACGUCCAAAGAGGUCUUAGAGCUUGCACUCUGCCGGAAGUUGGGCAGAGAGAGGCAGGGAGGCCAGUGAGGGCCAGGGAGUGAGUCUUAGACACUGACGGAGAAGACGCCGCCAGGGGUCCCAAGAAGCUGCUCUCUUCUACCUGGCCCAGGCCCUGUGGGGCAGCGGAGCUUCCCUGUGGCGUGAACCCCACAGGGUAUUAAACUAAGUUAUGAAUCAGCUGAA
Molecule: messenger RNA, 6123 nt
Organism: Cercocebus atys (sooty mangabey)
Lineage: Eukaryota; Metazoa; Chordata; Mammalia; Primates; Cercopithecidae
Product: C-type lectin domain family 18 member A
Exons: 14
Coding region: 4456-5796 (446 amino acids)
Source: RefSeq, a predicted model, not a curated record